UUUAUUCUUGCCCUUUAUUGGCCACGCAGCCAGGAGGCGUAAACCAUCACAACCAAUGAAUCGUUGAAACUUCCGUUAACGUAACGUAAAAGGGGCCGUACUGUGCGGGGCUAUACGUAAACUGAGUUUACUCAGGCGCAGUCGUCCUGUUUUCGUCCAAUCCGGAGAGAGGCUGGCUCCUGGCACUUCGUUGUCCCUCCCGCCUUACUCUUACGCUUCCCCGGAGCUAUGGCCCGCCUCUCUGCUGCUGACCAAUGCUCUGCAUUUUCCUUUGCGCGUUUACCCUAUCGGAGACGUAGGGGGUGGAGUUCCGGUCGUAACGCUGUGCUCCUUGACAGACCUCGCGUUUCCUCCCGCGCCGGUUGAGGGCUUGCAGUUGAGCUUGAAGUUAUUUCAGAAGCCAGUGCAACAGACCCAUAGGUAUAUUGAUACUAUCGAUGUAAAAGAUCAUCUGGUAGAAGACCUUGGACUAGGAGCCGCUUCCACCUUUGCAGCCGCAUCUUCCUCAACUGCAGAAUUGAAAUCAAUACCAGACAUGACUACUACCUAGAGUUGUAGACAUUACAUGGUAUCAAAGUGAGAUCUGAAGAAGGUGAUCACCAGGAACACCAACCUCCAGAAAUAAAUUUGUACUGCACUUUGAAUGCUCCUCCUGACAUGGAGAGGAUUGAGGAACAAUUCGCUAACCUGAACAUUGUUAAACGUUCCUCGGGGACUACAGAGCCUACUUACCUGCUGGGUAUAGAUGCAUCAAAAACUGUACAAGCAGAAAAAGAAAGCUUGAUCGCUGUUUUAUGUUCUAACGGAUCAAUCAGAAUCUAUGAUAAAGAGAGGUUAUACAUACUACGAGAAUUUCGUGGCUAUCCUGGACUUCUCAAUGGAGUCAAAUUUGCAAAUUCUUGUGACAAUAUAUAUUCAUCAUGUACUGACGGCACUGUAAAAUGUUGGGAUGCUCGAUUAGCCAGUGAAAAACCUGUCCAGCUGUUCCAGGGUUACCCUUCCAAUAUUUUCAUUAGUUUUGAUAUCAGCUGUAAUGAUCACGUCAUUUGCGCUGGUACAGAAAAAGUUGAUGAUGAUGCAUUGCUGGUAUUUUGGGAUGCAAGAAUUAAUUCUCAGGAUUUGUCUACUUCUAAAGACCCACUUGGAGCAUAUUCAGAGACACACAGUGAUGAUGUCACUCAAGUACGCUUCCAUCCCAGCAAUCCCAACAUGGUGGUCUCUGGUUCAACUGAUGGCCUGGUGAAUGUAUUUGAUAUUAGUAUUGAUAAUGAAGAAGAUGCACUGGUUAUGACCUGUAACUCUGUUUCUUCCGUAAGCUGUAUUGGUUGGUCUGGGAAGGACUAUAAACAGAUUUAUUGCAUGACGCACGAUGAAGGAUUUUGUUGGUGGGAUCUUAAUCAUCUGGAUACUGAUGAACCAAUUACACGUUUGAACAUCCAGGAUGUCAGAGAAGUAAUUAAUGUGAAAGGAGGCAUUUUGGACUAUUUGGUUGGUGGCCUGUAUCACGAAAAAAUGGACAAAUUGUUUGUUGUUGGGGGAACAAACACAGGAAUUAUUCACUUACUGAGCUGUACUACAGCAGGAUUGAUUCAUGUGACCAGCCUUCACGGAGGGCAUGCUGCUACAGUCCGUUCUUUCUGUUGGAAUAUGCAGGAUGAUUCUUUGCUAACCGGAGGGGAAGAUGCACAGUUGUUACUUUGGAAACCUGGAGCAUUAGACAAGACAUUUACAAAGAAAGACAGCAUGAAAAUAGCAUCCUCUGUGUACCAGCGAGUUCGAGUUCACAGUAAUGAUUCUUACAAGAAAAGGAAGAAGCAGUGAUGUGAUGUUGGGAGCUUCCUUGAAAGGUUUUAUAGUCGCAAGUAAUUAUCUUUGUGUUCUACCUGUGAUAGAUCUGUUUAAAGCUCAUAUGUAAAAACAAGCCAGUUAGCAAACAAUCCUGGAAAAACGCUGAAAAUGGUUUAAUUCAGGUCUUCAUGUAUUCUAAAAUUAUUUUUUUUAAAGCUGCCAGUUGAGUAUAUAAUCAGUGAGUUGAAAGUAAAAUUACAUUCCUCAUUUUUAAAACCCAUCUGUUGAGUUAGUAAAUGUUGGGUUUAAGAAAUAGCUUUGAUAAGGACUUUUUAGAAGUAGAUGGCUGAUAUGACUUUAAAAAAUCAGGUGGUUUGAGCUAUAUUUUGUAAGCUCAGUUUUUUACAUUUUAAAUCAUCUUCAUUAUUUAUAAAACCAAAUCAGACUGUUUUCUGUCAGAGCUCCUACUUGCUUAAUACACAUAGAUUAUGUUGGAGUAUUUAAAUGUAAAUAUUCUAAUGAUUCUAAAUAGUACUAAGCUUUUUUAGAAAUAAAGUGAUUUGCAUCUAUUUAAAAAUAUAUAUUUAGUAAAUAUUUGCAUCUAUAUUUUAAAAUGGUUAAAUAGUAAGCAGGUAUUUCAUUGAGGAAAAAGAAAUUAUCUUGCAAAAUUCAUUUUGGGUCCGUGGAAAUACAACAAUGAAAGUAUAAUAGCAGAAUGACUUUUUUAUUUCAAAGUAGUCUAUUAUUUUGUGAUAAAAUUUUCUUUCAUAGUGCUUUAUCCAUAUUUUUAAACAUAAGAGCCCAUGGGGAGUGGGGGCAAGAGUUGGCCGCCAGAGCUUAAAGGGGGACACCACCAUAAUCUAAUUUAAACGUGAAUUUUUGUUUACUGCUAAUUUUUUCAUCUUUCUACGUAUUUUUCCAAGGUAUCCUAAUAAAAAGCUGGUCACUCUAAAGGUUUA
Molecule: messenger RNA, 2747 nt
Organism: Herpailurus yagouaroundi (jaguarundi)
Lineage: Eukaryota; Metazoa; Chordata; Mammalia; Carnivora; Felidae
Gene: WDR89
Product: WD repeat domain 89
Exons: 4
Coding region: 658-1821 (387 amino acids)
Molecular function (GO): protein binding
Source: RefSeq, a predicted model, not a curated record